AUGAAUUUAUCAUCUGUUAAUGGCUCUUUUGUCGUGAAUGCAGUGGAGCGAGACACCUUCACCACAGCUGUGACUAAGAAUGUGAUCGUGACGGUGCUCUGCAUUUCCAUUAACUACAUCAAUAGUACUCUGGUUCACACCUUCAGGAAGCACCAGAUCUUCAAUUCGAGCCCUCGAUACAUUCUGUUCAUCCACCUGGUGAUAAACGACAUGAUGCAGCUGGCCCUGUCCACCCUCCUCCACAUCAUCAGCUACGCCCUGUACAAGAUCAAUGUCCCCUUCUGCCUCAUCCUGCUCAUCAUUACCAUCACCACCACCCUCAACACCCCGCUGAACCUGGCUGGAAUGGCGGUGGAGUGCUAUAUCGCCAUCUGCAUCCCCCUCCGCCAUGGUCAGAUCUGCACCGUCAGGAACACCUACAUCCUGAUUGGUCUGAUCUGGGCUGUGAGUGCUCUUUCUAUCCUACCCGACCUCUUCAUCCUCCUGAUCACUGAGCCUCUGCAGUUCUUCCACUCCAGGGCGUUCUGUGUCAGGGACACUGUGUUCAGGAGCACCUACAGCUUGAAGAAGAGAGAUGCAUCGCACAUCGUUUGUCUCGUCUUCGUUUGGCUCUUGCUCUUCUACACGUACCUCAGGAUUCUGUUCACUGCCCAGGGAGCGACUGUAGACUUUAAAAAAGCCAGAAACACUAUUCUGCUCCACGGUUUUCAGUUGCUGUUAUGCAUGAUUGUUUAUGUGAGACCCAUGUUUGAACAAUGUCUGCUCUACUUGCUGCCCCAGAACUACUCGACCAUACGCUUUUCCUCCUAUGUCAUUGCCCAGAUCUUGCCGCGCUUUGUCAGCCCCAUCGUCUACGGACUGCGAGACCAGCUCUUCAGGAGAUAUGUGAGAAGGUACCUGGUGUGUAAAGUCAGUACGAGCAACAUUCAGCGGAAAAACGUCACCGUGCCAAGAGUGAUGAUUAAACUGCAGUGA
Pleuronectes platessa (European plaice) is the source of this 975-nucleotide messenger RNA. RefSeq names its product odorant receptor 131-2-like. Gene Ontology annotation, molecular function: G protein-coupled receptor activity. The transcript is spliced from 2 exons. Bases 1 to 975 code for a protein of 324 amino acids. The record is from RefSeq and is a predicted model, not a curated record. Gene Ontology annotation, biological process: G protein-coupled receptor signaling pathway. Gene Ontology annotation, cellular component: membrane. NCBI's taxonomy places the organism in Eukaryota, Metazoa, Chordata, Actinopteri, Pleuronectiformes, Pleuronectidae.